Prorocentrum cordatum is the source of this 941-nucleotide messenger RNA. NCBI's taxonomy places the organism in Eukaryota, Dinophyceae, Prorocentrales, Prorocentraceae. The record is from the annotation of a GenBank genome assembly.
UCUCUCUCUCUCUCUCUCUCUUAAACGGACGAAGGAAUGACAGCAUCUGAGCAGGCGCAGUUGCAGAAGUUAUCAACCUCAACGACUGAUCUUCCCAGGCCCUCUGGCGCCGGAGCUGGCCAUGCCGCGAGAGAUCCUGCGCUGGCUACCCUUUUGCGUAGUGCUAUUCCAACGGCGGGGGCAGCGACGACGCCAGAUCCCCCGACCGCGCUACCCAACGGCACAGGGAGUACGAGCUAUCGAGGACCGGCGGCUUUUGACAUCAGGAGGUGGCGAAUGUGUAUAUUUUUGCACACGUGGCACCCCGCAAUUGCGGAUCGGAGUGAGGGAGCGGCAGGGUCGUCGGCAGUCUGCGAGGCUCUGAAGGUGGUCGCCGCAGUCGUUGCAUUUUUAAAUACCUUUCAUUAGAGGCAGAGGAGGCAUUCUGUAUCCAGAUCGGUUUUGGGGGGCACACCCGCCGUCCAGUGCAGUCCAUGGCACGGGGCCCUCCGCCUGGCUCGUAGCCGCAUCCACCUUGUCCUCCUCCUCCCUCCGCCUCUCCGCGUCGUCGGCUGCACGACCGUUGCGUGCCCCUAUGCGACCUGCAAAAGGCAGUGAGUCCCUUCGGGAGUCGCGUGUGGCAGUAUUUGUCGGGGCUGAGGCUGUUGAUUGUCCUGGCAGUUGCAAUCUCGCUUGCGCGCCGCCCUCGCAAAACAGCAUGCCAAUUCCGGGCCACAUCUCUUGAAGGCGGCAUGUGGCGGAGGAGGAGGAGCGAACCAGACUGCACGCUAAUCCCUGCGUGCCUGGCUCUUCCCCGCGGGGCCGGGGCUGGCCCGCGUCGAGCGCAGGCACCCCCCGCAGGGGGCCUCCACAGCCGAGGCGCUGACGCCAAGGACCCGCCUUUGGCUCAGGAGAGCGCUCUGUCCUCCUCCUCCUCCUCCUCCUCCUCCUCCUCCUCCUCC